AGACAGAUGAGGUAAUCAUGCGAUGGGGAUGUUGUUUUUAUGAAAUGAAACUGAAAGCCUUUCGUCUUUCUGUGCUGUGUUUUCUUUUGCUUCGAUUCCAUUUUGUCUUUUCAGAAGGAUAUGUAUCCUGUCAAGAUAUUAGGUCUACAAAGUUAUUGGUUGAUUCCCAGUCUACUCCUUAUGGCAAUUUGUCUGCUGGAGCUUAUAAAAAAAUUAAUGAUGCUGAAACUUUAACUGAUUGUGUUGAUGUCUGCUGUGAAGAUGAAACUUGUAAUGUUGCAUUUCUUUUCAACACAUCAUGUUAUUCAAUCCAAUGUGACAGUUACAAGUUAUGUCAGCCCCUAAAGAGAUCAGGAAAGAAAUUUGAGAAGUCCUAUGUGGUUGUGGUUCGAUACCCUGAAGAAAAGUAUGUCUACGAAGAUGAAUUAACUGAUGGCGAUGCUGAUGAAAAAUUGUUCCAAGAUGAUUAUCAAAAUGAUGUUGGUCUUACUCAGUUUAAAGAAACUGAAGACCCUCAGCUAGAUCAAGACAUCUCAACUACUGUGUUUUUUGCUCCAACAGCAAAGAAUUGUGUAUAUGGAGUUCAUCAGUGUCCAGAUUAUGAAGAGUGUGUACCAAAAAACCAUCGUGCACGCACUGGAGUUUGCCAUUGCAUUGAUGGUUAUGAACGUCAGCAAGGAAAAUGUAAAAAGAAGCAUCACGUUAGUCGCCUUCAGCAGAUUACAAAUGCUCCAAUGAUAUCCAAUCAGGUUUUAAUAUCAAGUAAAAACAUUACAGAAAAAACAGUGCCUUCAACAACACCACCUAUGCAUCAACUAGUAGUUUCAGCUGGUGACAAUGUCACACUACAGUUACCUGAAAACGAAGUUACUCUUUCAGCCUAUGCAUUAAAACAGCAACAAGGUGAAGGUGACAACUACAAAUAUGAAUGGACAUUGAUUUCUCAUCCUGAAGGAGAUGAAACUGGCACAAUGCAAGACCAGAACACCAAGAAUUUAAAACUUUCUAAGCUGAGAGCUGGAAUUUAUACUUUUAAAGUAACUGUGUCCUCUUCUAAUGCACUUGGAGAAGCCAUGGUUAAUGUUACUGUUUUACCUCCCGAGAGAGAAAACAAACCUCCUGUGGCCAUUAUUCAGCCUUCUAAUGUCACUGUAAAACUGCCAAAUAAAGAUACUGUAUUAGAUGGCUCAUUUAGUACUGAUGAUGACAGAAUUGUUAAGUAUCAGUGGGAAGUUUUAGAAGUGCCUAUUGGAUAUUCUGUUCCACUUAAUGAAACUCCAACUCUGCAGUUGAAGAAUUUAACUCCUGGAUUUUAUCGCUUUAAAUUAACAGUUACAGAUUCCAAAGGGGCAUCAAAUUUUACUUUUGCCAAUGUGACAGUUCAAAAAGAAACUGAUUAUCCACCUACUGCAAAUGCAAAAUCGGAAGUUGUGAUAUUUUUACCCCAAAAUGAAGUAACAUUGAAUGGGAAUCUUAGCACUGAUGAUAAGGGUAUAAAGAGCUGGGAAUGGAAAAAAAGCCCAGAUACAGAUAAAGCUGUUGAUAUGGAGGGAACAAAUGGUCCCUAUUUGCAUCUUUCUCAACUUGAAGUCGGGGUUUAUAAAUUCAUUUUGAAAGUAACAGACACAGCAGAUCAAACAUCCACUACUGAAGUGCAUCUAUUUGUGAAACCUGAAAGUAAUACUCCUCCUGUAGCUAAUGCUGGCCCUGAUCAGAAGAUCACUUUGCCGUUACAAGGCCCUGUUAUUUUAAAUGGCAGUGGUAGCAAAGAUGACAUCAAAAUCUCUAAAUGGAAAUGGGAACAAAUACAGGGUCCAAAAAAUGCUGUUAUUACCGAUGCUGAUGCAGCUAUUGCUAAAGUUAAUGGACUAAUACCUGGUUACUACCAGUUCAUGUUAACAGUGUAUGAUGAAAAGAAUACCCAUUCUUCAACUACUGUCAAUGUUUCUGUGAUUCAAACUGAAAAUAUGACACCAAGAGCGAAUGCUGGAGGAGACAAAACUAUUUAUUUACCAUGUGAUGUUAUAGUAAUGAAUGGAAGCUCUUCAUCUGAUGAUAUUGCAAUUGUAAAAUACCAAUGGACCCGAGAUCCUGCAUCAUUAGCUGCUGGGUAUGUUUUAGAAAAUUCUGAGCAAACUUCUGUUCUGAAGCUGACUGGUUUAAUAUCUGGACGGUAUUUAUUUCGGUUAACAGUGUUUGAUUUACAAGGAGCUUCUUCAUACGAUACUGCAUCUUUAAUUGUUAAAUCUGCUAAGAAUCUUAUUGAUCAAGUUGAAAUAAUGAUAAAUGCUGAUAUUAAAAGCUUCACCCAAGAGCAAGAGGAUACACUUUUGAGACAAAUGGAAAUUUUGUUGCAUGAUGGGGACCCUGUGAAAGUGAAUCUUGUGAAACUAGAUUCUGAUCGUCACAGUAGACGAGUAAUUUUAUUGAUUACUGUCGAACGAACUUCAAGUUUUAAUGGUGGUAUCAUAUCUGGAGUUGAUGUCGUAUCUCGCCUUAAGAAAAAAUUACGAACUGAUAGUUCUUUGUUGGAUGUUGAAGUUCUUUCUGUUGAUACAGUUGUAUGCCAAAACAAAUGUUCUGGUCAUGGAAUAUGUGAUCAGUAUACUAAGCAUUGUGUGUGUGAAGCAUUCUGGAUGCAAGAUGUCUUUCGUUACAAUUUCGGAGAUAAGGAAAGUAACUGUGACUGGAGCAUUUUAUAUGUUAUCAUUGUCUCUUUCACUAUUGUUGUUACAUUGGCUGGAAUACUUUGGGGUAUUGCCUGCUGCUGUACGAGGAUGAGGUUUCGGAAGCCAAAGAAACGACAUCGCUAUACUUUACUAGAUGAUUUCAAUGAUCGAGAGCGUGAAAGGGAAAAGUUUUUUCCUCAAAGUAAAAACCAAAAAAGUAGCUUGAUGAUUUCCGAUUCUGAAUCAGAUGCUAUUUUUGAAUCCCAAGUCAUACCAUUAACGGUAAAAUCAAAUGGUAUACCUAAUGGCAUUGCAAGAGAUUCUCAUAAAAUAACUGCAUAGUAGUUUUUUAAAUGGACUUCGUAUGAGAAAGCUACUCUGUUAAAUAAGUAAAAACCAUUUCAAUAAUGUGACUUAUGUAAAGUCUGACUAAUGUGAUGUUACAGUGGAAAUUUAUUUUCAUUGCAUUUAUUUAUAUUUAAUGGUGAAUGUAGAAAAUAGUGUAAGAAGAUUCCAUUGCAUUGCUGUAACAACCUUAAAAGAUUUUGAGGGCAUAAAUCUCUUAAUAUCAUCAAAAAACCCCAGAUACAGAUUAAAGGUUCUUAUACUUCUCUGCUAAAUGAAAAUAUAAACCUUAUUGAAAGUGAUACUUUUGAUUUUUUGAUAUAAAAAUUACCACGAAGAAAAGCUAGUCAUAAAGAUUCUUUGAGCAUAAAUAAUAACUUAAAGCCAUUUUCAUGAGUUUUGCCCUAAUUAAGAUGCAGGUUUUUUUUUUUACUUAGAGAAGUUAUUUUAAAUGGACCUUGGAAUAUAAUCGGGUGGAUCAGAUGAAAACAGAAUAGUGGUCAUAAUUUAGUGUAUGUGUAUAUUAAUAUAACAAAACUUUUGUAGAGAAAGAGGGGAGGAUUAACUCCUUAAGACCGAGGCCGGCCGUAUACGGCUUUGUAACUUAGAUCCGAGCCCGCCCGUACCCGGCCGAGUUCUGCGAAUUCAGGGGUGGUGGGUAGAAGAAGACACCCUACUGCGAGACCUCCCCGAAGAAGACCCUUUCUUCUAGCCGAUAGCUAUUUAGCAAGUGAUAGCGACAACUGCAUGAAUGGGGAGCUGCUAAUGACUUGAUGUCGCUUGGCUUCCUCAAAAAAUGAGAAAAGAUGAAUGCGUUGUACGAUUUCGUUUCAAUUUCCUCCACUUCUAAUCCUCACUUUUUUGUACCACUUUUUUAAAAAUAAAUUCAAUUCUAGGAUUUAUAAAUUAAUGUUUUGUAUAAUUUUUAUGAUAAUUCGUACAAUAUUAAAGCACAAACUUUGCAAAUAACUGCAUAUACAUGCUUCAGGUUUACAAGGAACCUCGAAACACGGGUGUGCAAUUACUACUUGCAAUAUUUCUCCAUCUAUUAAUCUUUUCUAUUUUCAUUAUUUUUAUUUUCAACCCAAAUGUAAUUAUUUCUUUCCAGUUUUAGAAACUUAAAAGUAUUACUCAGCAAAUCAGAGCUUGGAAGGCAUCUAAACAAAACAAAUCUGCCCAGAGCUUUAACUUGCUCGUGAAAAUAUACUGCACCCCACCACACAACUGUUACCCAAACAGUAGCGCCCCACAAAAAGUGAGAUAGGAGGUCAUAAUUCCAUAAGGACUUAAAACACACAUAACAUGUAAAAAUGUAUGCAUGGGUCAACCAACUCCAGUAUUCAAGUCGCACGGGUGGCUAAAGAAGAUGCCUUAGAUACUAGUUCUCUCAGAAUGGUCAAAAGAAAAGAAUUUUGUUACGAUAUUAUACAAUUUACAAACUACCGUAUUAUCCACUUUACCUUUAGAGUUCAAAAUUUUGAGUAAAGUGAUACUUGCUAGCAAUAUAAUAUAUAUUUGCACUUAUAAAAAUUUAAUCAUAAAAUAGCAUUUUCUAGUUUUCUUCUGAACAACAUGUUAUUCAUUAAUUUGGGAAAUUCAAUCAGUUUGUCAACAUGUAAGUUCAGAACCAUGAUUUACAAAAAAAAAAAAAAGUGAAAAAUGACAAUCUGCUUAAAUCUUCAAAAACAGUUGUCUCUGAAGUGGGAUAAACAGAAAUUUCUAAUGACGCUAAGUCACAUUGUAAUAUUCCUUUAACGAUUGUAGUGUAACAAACACCAAAAAAUCGGAUUUAAUUCUUUCCUAAAUUCAUUUAAUCAAUUUAAAAAGACAUUAUCUCUUGCUUUCAGUAGCACAUCGAACAACUUUGUUUCCUUGAAAAUAUAAAUUAAUUGUUAAAUUCUUCAAACAAAUUCAAGUACAUAUUUACUUCUGUAUAAAUGGCAUUAUUCAGGAAAACAUCAUUAGAAUAAAUUUUAGGGAAUAUUUUUUUAAAAUCAUGUCAUACAGCAUUUUACUUACUGAUAAAUAUAAAGAAAAUCUAAAUCUGUGCUUCCACAUCUGUUGCAUUUACACUUUUAGCACUAAUUUAGAAUUAAUUGAUUUUUUAAGAGAAAACAAAUGUCACCUCCUUCCCCCAAUAUGAAAUUGUUGUCAAUAAUAAUUAAGCGAUUUCAGAGUUGCAUCAAAACAAGAAAACUUUCGUUCAGUACAGAUUUAUCUAUCUUGCAUUUCUAUGUUAAAAAGUUGUAUGCUCUCAUCUUUAUCAUAUUCGAUUAGCUAGUUAUAUACGAUAACCAUGGCAACUUGUGUGUUUGUGGAUUGGAGGGGCGGGGGGCAAUUUUACCUUACUUUCAAAAGUAAAGGGGACCCCCUCUCACUUUUCAGAGUUAAAAAUUAACAAUCGACUGAAAAAUUAUUUCUACUCGGAUUGAUUUUACGUAUUAAUUUAUUUUGCGGGAAUAAAACCAAAAAACUCAAAAAAAAAAAAAAAAAAACUGAAUUUUUCUUAUGUUAUUUCAUUGGAAUGAAGAUUAUAAUUGGAAGAGUUCAUGGCCGGAUUUGGAAGUGUGGAGGCCCCGGGGCAAACGAAGGAUUGGAGGCCUCUAAUCAGGGUUCGAAAAGAUCAUCAUAUUUUCGAAAAUAUCCGAUACUUUGAUAUACAGUAGAAGACCAUUAUAACGCCGACCUAUAUAACGCAAUUCUCUAUAAACCGUACAACUUUCCAGAAGUAAACAAUAGGUUUUGAAGUUAAAAAAAUACCUCUGUUUUGUUAUGCAAACAUAAAAAUUGUUAUUUUGAAACAGUUUUUCAUCUUUCCAUCUUAAUCCAAAGCUUUUAAAUGGAAAUUAGUACCCCCCUUACAGUAAACAGAAAAUACCAGAUGGUUCUUGCAAAUGCAGCUGUUAUGCAAACCAAGAAGCUAGCAGAAGUGCAGGAUAAUGCACUUUCGUUUGAUUGUGAAACAUAUUUAUUUGUGAAUAACUAAUUGUAAUGUUGGUGCUUUAAUACUCAUUGCAGAUAAAACUCAUUCUGAAGUACUAAUAUAGAGACAUAUUCUGAACUUUAGUUUCAAAAUUUGUGAAAUGACCUAUAUAACGCAAAAACCUGUAUAACGCAAAAUCUCUGGUCCCAAGGUGUGCGUUAUAAUGGUCCUCUACUGUAUAUCCGAAUAUUUUGAUAUAUAUGUACAUAUCCGAUAUUUUCGACCCGUGAAAGCUAGGAUAUUUUGUAAAAAUUUUAUUGUGGAGGCCCCGGGGCAGUAGCCCCGCCUGCCCUCACUAAAUCCGGCUCUGGAAGAGUUAGUCUACUGUGGCUAUUCAUCCCAAAUUUUGACGCCAAACUCCAUUUUUAUCUGUCAUUUAAUAAGUAAUGUCAAAAUCCAAUUACAUAGACUAGUUUUAUUUUAAAAAAGAAAAAAAAGGGGGGAAAUAAAUAAGAUUUCGUGGCUUCCCCACUAAGCAUUCUCUUAACCCCCGUUUUUUGAGGAAAAGAUUUUUUUUUUUUCAUUAUUACUCUUGAAAAAUUAUCUUUCUAUUAUUUUCUUUUAACUUUCCUUUUUUUUUCUCCUGACUGGGAUAGCUUUUAUUACUUGUCCGUAGUAUACUCAGAAAUGGAAAAGAGAUAGGGGUGCAAUUUCUUCCAAAUGUUUGAAAAUAGUUUCAAAAACAUUCUUUCAGUAAUUAUUCUCAUCAGUUUGUGCAAAUGGAAUUGAUUGAAAUUGGAAAAUUUAAAUUAUUACAUAAUAAAUCCUAAGCUUGUGCUUGAACUGUAAUGUUCUUAUUUAUGAUUAAUAUCAUCUGCGCGUUGAAGGCGGCUAAUAUAUGUGUAUAAGAUAUAUUAAGAUUUACAAUCAAUGUACGAAAGUUAAGGGAUUUGGGAAUCAACCCGGCAAACCUUCUCUCGCCAUGCCCCUGUUACAAAUAUUUUUUCUGUAAUUCUAAAAUAUGUCUCUUAAAAAUCUAAAAAAUAUUUAUAAUUCUGAAAAAAGAAUGUUUUAUAAUUUUAUUAUAGCCUUUUUCAAUAACUUUAUAAAAAAUGAAAACAUGUAUUAAAAAGAACUAUAUGUUUUAUAACUUAUUAUUCUGCAGAAGAAUAAAAGUUAUUGGCUGUGCUCAAACUUUUUUAAUCAAUCGAAAUCGGGAGAAAUGUUUCCAAAAACUAAAGCUGCUAGAAAGGUUAGGCAUUUUGCGCUGUAGGCUGAACAUGAUAUUCAAAAAAAAAAAAAAAAAAACGAACUUAUUAGCAAUAUGGUUAUUAACUGAUGGAAAGUCACGCUGUGAGACCACCUCAAAGAUCCUUUCUUCCGACCGAAGUAUUUUCAACUGAUGGAACAAGUGACAGUGAUGUACAAUUCCCAAUGGCAAUACAACUACAAGGAUUGAUAGCUAAUAACUUGUGAAGAUGCCCGCAUUUCGGGAGGAAGGGGGAAAUGAAGAAACUUUUAUAUUCAUUCUUUUUCAUUCGCGCGACUUGUUCUAUUUUUUUCCCUUUGAAAUUCUUCAUUCCGAAGUUGCUUUUGAUUUUUGAAUAUUUUUUUUGCAAUUCAGAUGUUUUUUUUCCUAAUUUUAAAGCAUCCCAUGUGUCUAUAGAUCGCAGACAGCUGAACCAACAUACGCGAUAAACACUAACCUAGGGAAAUAGCGAAAAAGGCUGCACGCCUGAAGCGCGACAGCGAUUAAGGUGACAGCUUACCACGCCUCCUGUAAUUAGUGCACACAAGAACUGACGAGAUGCUGCCGAAGGGGGUCUCAGCGUGGACGAUUCCAUUUCCAAAAUAGCGUGAUCGAAAAAGUCAGGACCUAACUGUAGUAAAAAAUUCCCCCCUUCCCGGUCUUAAAGAGUUAAGGAAAAAAACCUUACUGAAGAAAGGACUUGACUUUUGUAAGUGCUUGAUAUCAUGUGGGAUGAGCUGCAGUUGAGUUGUAGAGCCAUCCCACAGACCACAGGUAAUUCAUUAGCUUCAGUUUCGUAGCAAAGGAGAAAUUUGGUGUUCAUUUUUCUGCAGUAGAUUGUGUUAGAGUUUGUGUAGUACAUCAAUAAAUGGAGGACUUGCCAAAGAAACAGGAUUUUUGCUUUCUUUGUCAAUGAAUUGUAUGCAGGACUGGUACAAGUGUUUCCUCAAGGGAGAGGAAUUGUUAAAGGAUUAUCUGAUAUCUCCUUAAAUUCACCUUAUCAUCACAGAGGUUUUGAUGAAUGAAGUUGACCGGAUCAUCCCCCCUGAGAGCUGAUGUCUUAAUUUUAAACCUGACAUAGACCGAUUAAACAUGGAAAACUCUGUUGUUCAAGUACCAGCUCAUACCACGUGAUUGUGUGCGAUUACCAGGAAUAAGUCAUUUUUCAGUAUGAUAUGUCUUCACUUCCUACUCUAUCUCUACUGUUUUGUUACAUUCACACUCACAUACACCAAAUUAUGACCACUUUACCAUUUUCAUUUGAUUCACCUUUAUAGUUGACUUUAAAUUGUAUGUAGAUUACUUCUUAAAAUAAAAUUUUGCUCUUGAACUUUAAAAAAAAAAAAAAAAAAUCUAAUUUUUUUUCUGCAUUAUAAUUGUAUGUAAUUGAUUUAAUUUUUCAUUGUAACUGUUGAUUACAUAUCUUUAAAAUUUCACAUUUUCUUUUUCUACUAUAGUUACAUUCUCACUUGAGAUUCAUGAAAUUGAAUCAAUGAGUUUGAAAACCAUUCAUCUUCUUUGGCAAAACCCAAGAGAGGACUGUUUUUCAAAUUCAUCAAUUUCUUUAAACUCCUAUCAUUCUUUAAACAUUCACAAUUUUUUUACUUUUAAGCAAUAAAGGACUUUUUAAGUAUAUUUUAAUAUUAUUUAGAUGCAGAGGUUAUAAUAGCAUUAAAAAUGUAUAUAUAUAUAUAUAUUUCUUUGUAGAAUAGCAGCAAAAAUACAAUUACUGAGA
This is a messenger RNA of Uloborus diversus, 8921 nucleotides long. Its product is annotated as dyslexia-associated protein KIAA0319 homolog. Gene Ontology annotation, cellular component: cytoplasmic vesicle; plasma membrane. Bases 18 to 3011 code for a protein of 997 amino acids. NCBI's taxonomy places the organism in Eukaryota, Metazoa, Arthropoda, Arachnida, Araneae, Uloboridae. The transcript is spliced from 22 exons. The record is from RefSeq and is a predicted model, not a curated record.